Molecule: messenger RNA, 6389 nt
Organism: Monodelphis domestica (gray short-tailed opossum)
Lineage: Eukaryota; Metazoa; Chordata; Mammalia; Didelphimorphia; Didelphidae
Gene: SAMD8
Product: sterile alpha motif domain containing 8
Biological process (GO): ceramide biosynthetic process
Cellular component (GO): endoplasmic reticulum membrane; plasma membrane; Golgi membrane
Molecular function (GO): sphingomyelin synthase activity; ceramide cholinephosphotransferase activity; protein binding
Source: RefSeq, a predicted model, not a curated record
CUAGGGCCCUGGGCCCCAGCCUUCACACAUGCGCACUCUCGCUCCCCGGCUUCCCCCUCCCCUUCCUCCCGCCCUUCUCCUCCCCUCGCCUCCCCUCCCUCCAUUCUCGCGCCCUUUCCGGGCUUGGCUCCGCCUCGCUUCCAGCCGAGACCACGCCCCCAGAAGCAGUUCCGGUUCGGGCGGGCGCUGCCGCGGGCGCUGCCGCGGGCGCUGCGGGGCCCGAGGUCCCAGUGUGAUGCCCACGCGCAGCCGCCUCGAGCCGUUGGCUCCGCCCUCGUCCCCAGCUCCGCCCUCGCCCCCACUCGGGGCCCCCAGUCCCGGCUCCGCCCGGAGGGGCCACCGGGACAGCGAAAGCGGCGGGAGCAGCGACUGCUGGGACAGUGGCGAGAUGUCGGAGAGACCCAGCCCGGCCAGCCGGGUCGAAGAGGACGAGCGGCCCCAGCAGACAACAAGGGAGAAGAUGGCAGGGUAUAACCAGCUCUGCAUUCGCCGUUGGACUACUCGGCACGUUGCUACGUGGCUGAAAGAUGAAGGUUUUUUGGAAUAUGUGGACAUCUUAUGCAAUAAACAUAGACUCGAUGGACUCACCCUGCUAACAUUGAGUGAAUAUGAUCUGAGGUCACCUCCUCUGGAAAUAAAAGUCUUGGGAGACAUCAAAAGGUUGAUGUUAUCAAUACGUAAACUGCAAAAAGUACAUAUUGAUGUUUUGGAAGAAAUGGGUUACAACAGCGACAGUUCCCUGGGCCCCCUGUCCCCUUACAUCAGUUCUCUUCAGGGCUCUGAGUGGCUUUGUAAUGGGGAGCUUCCCCACGACUGUGACGGACCUAUCACUGACCUGAGUUCGGAUCAGUACCAGUACAUGAAUGGGAAAAACAAACACAUGGUUCGAAGACUAGACCCAGAAUACUGGAAGACCAUAUUGAGUUGCGUGUAUGUGUUCAUCGUGUUUGGGUUCACCUCCUUCAUCAUGGUUAUAGUCCAUGAACGAGUGCCUGACAUGCAGACUUAUCCACCACUGCCAGAUAUAUUCCUAGAUAGUGUUCCUAGGAUCCCAUGGGCCUUUGCCAUGACAGAAGUGUGUGGGGUUAUUCUCUGCUACAUCUGGCUACUGGUGCUUCUCCUUCAUAAGCACAGGUCAAUACUCCUUCGAAGGCUUUGUAGCCUGAUGGGCACCGUGUUUUUACUUCGCUGCUUUACCAUGUUCGUGACUUCCCUCUCAGUGCCAGGACAGCACCUCCAAUGUUCAGGAAAGCUCUAUGGCACUGUUUGGGAGAAACUGCACCGAGCCUUUGCCAUAUGGAGUGGCUUUGGCAUGACCUUGACUGGAGUACAUACUUGUGGAGAUUAUAUGUUCAGUGGCCACACAGUUGUCCUGACUAUGCUCAACUUCUUUGUUACUGAAUAUACACCAAGAAGCUGGAACUUCUUGCACACUCUGUCGUGGGUCCUCAACCUCUUUGGAAUCUUCUUCAUUCUGGCUGCACAUGAACAUUACUCUAUUGAUGUGUUUAUUGCCUUUUAUAUCACCACAAGACUCUUUUUGUAUUACCAUACUUUGGCCAAUACUAGAGCAUAUCAGCAGAGUAGGAGAGCAAGGAUCUGGUUUCCUAUGUUUUCUUUUUUUGAAUGCAAUGUUAAUGGCACAGUACCUAAUGAGUAUUGUUGGCCUUUUGCAAAACCUGCAGUAAUGAAAAGAUUAAUUGGUUGAAGAAUGUGUCUUUGUAAAGGGUUUAUGAUCAAAUAUACAGAAAUGGUUGGAAAACUAGUAACUUAUUUUUUUCCCUCUUGUGUUUCUGAAUUACUUGGCUUGUUAGUUGACAAAGUGGAGCUUUCUUGUGCUUAGCAAGGUUAGGAUUGUAAAAAGGCAAGCCAAGUAGUCUUGAGUAGUCAAGAGUGCUCAAGUAGGCAUUUGAACAGAAAGUAUAAAUUGUCUUUUUCCUUUUGGGGGAGGGGCAGGAAGGAAGAGUUCAGAUUUUGUGUUAGUAUUUUGAAGUAGGUAUAUUUCUUGUUGAAAAAGAUUUCUGCUGAUUACUGGCAUGACUAUAUUCAAGAAAUAAUAUUUUGUUGAAGCUGCUACUGGUUAUCUUCAAAGAAAAAAAUCUAUGAGCAAUACUUGUCAUUUAAGCAGAUCUUUCUCUCUCUCUUCCUCCUUCUCUCCCCACCUCCUUCCUUUACCCAUCCUUUUCCCUUCCCCCAUAUAUAUAUAUAAAUAGACACACACACACACACACACACACAGAGUUUAGAAAGUGUAAUUCUGAAGAAUGCAUAAGGGUUCUUUUUUGGCUAAUAGCUACCUUCUGAGUCCACCAUCUCUGAGAAGAUAACUGUGUUACACCAAGAUGCCUGAGAUUAGGAGAAAAGAACUCAAGGGGCAUUAUAUGAGGUGGACAGAGUACUGAUGAUAAAGCCAUCAACAAAUUAAAGUCACUGAUCACACUGCAUUUGUAACCAGAGGAGCAAAUAAUAUAAAAUAUUUCCUUUCCAUUUUGGGGGCUCAGUUUGGCCUUCAGUUGGUAGGAAGAUGUAACAAGGGAAUCACUUUAAAAGACUGAUAUAUAAGACUUAUAAAUGUUGGAAAUUUCACCAUUGGGAUAUUUCAUACUAAGAGAUGGCCACAUUCUUAGAAAAAUAACUGGUUUAGUUUUAGUGAUGUCACCUUGAAACUUGUACUUUUUAAAGACAAAUUAUUUAACUAGAGAAAUGGGAGUGUUUUCUAGAUAUUGAACAAGAUUUUUAUGCCCUGUAAAUAAGGAAAAUAAGCAUGUUGAUCAUUUUAACUUCUGGGGAAAAAGCUCAAUAGUAAAUUUCAGAAUUUUUUCCCUUCUAUUUUUGAUUUUUGAAGUUUCUGGUUAUAGUUCAUUGAAAAAUGAGCAAAUAUAUUUAGAAACUCAAAGAGGGUUUUUUUUUUUAAACACAAACUUGUAAAUACAUUCUUUUUUAUAAAGUCUUAUUUCAGCAGCCAGCACAUUAGAUUAGCUGCUUGUUUACAACACUAAAAGUUAAGUAUUCUGAAAAUUUUACUUAUAAGAAACCAUUGAUCACUUUUUGGGAAUGAUUUUAUUUUGUGGUUGUGACUAGAAAAUAGUUAUAGAACUGGAGUUUUGAAAUCUUUGGUGAGCAUAUGUAGCGUGUCCUGCUCUUAGCCAUCCUCUGAAAAUCCUGGGAGUGCCCUUAGCCACUUGAAAACUUCAUUGUGUAGUCUUACAUUUCUUUUUAUACAUAGGAAGUUGGAGAAGGUGCUUGCUUUUGAGGCAUUUACUUUGAGGACCUGAGUGAGACCAACUGAAUAACAAUCUGCUGCUCCUUUGCCUUUUUCUUUUGGCACUUUAAUUAAUCUCCCACCCAUUAGCUACAGAGGACCCAGGAUGGAUUACAACGGAAAGUAUUAUUAUCCUAGUUCAUUAAGCAUACUAGGUGACCUGAUUUGUAUCUGCUUUUAACUUGACCAUUUAAGUUCACUCCUGAAUAUUCAUCUCUAGAAGACAACACCAAGUGUAGAAUAUGGCUAAUUUAAAUUUUAUUAUGCUCUCCAGUCCCUGAUGCUUCUAAUUCUUAUAACAUCUUUAAUUGUCAAUUGUUAUAUUCAUUGGGGAGGGAAAGAGGGCAAAAAUGCUGACAUUUCAAGGAAACUGCAGUGUCUUGAAGGGUGAUUGUUUCUAUGUCAGUCAGAAUAGUUCAUAAGAAACUGAUCUGCCUCUCCCUCUUGAGGUCAAGGGAUGGCCGGCCAGUGUUAUGAUUUAUUUUCAGACUGGCAAAACAGAAUUGAACAUCCCCUUUCAGGACUCAGAUACAGUGUAGCUUAGCUGGGGAAGGUCAGAGAAUUGCUUUUGGAGAAAUUUUUCAAAAUAUAUUGUAACAUUAUUCAACAUAUAUUAUUGAACAUAAUUCAUAUAUAUUAAAGAAAUUCCUACUUAGUGAUUACUUUUUCCCUCUUUAGUCUCCUUCAUAUAAUUUUUAAGACUCAAAAAGAAAAAUUCAGUUAUCUUUUCAGAGCUAUUAAUAUUGAGGGCACCUAACCCAUAGGCUGCUUGAAGCCUUCAUUAGUUGUCAGGACUUUAAAAUAAAUUUUCAACCUGGCAUUUACUCGUAUCUGUUGUUGAAUCAAAAAGUAGAGGUUUGUAAUUUAUUAUUGUAGCUAUUAUAAGACAGUGUUUACAUAAACUAAAGUGAUCAUCUCGAAGGCUCUUUCCUGGAAGACUUUGAGACAAAAUUCUUUUCAGUUUUUUAAAUGUGAAAUUUAUAUAAUUUUUUUGUCCAGAAAUUUCCUGAUUUUACCUUUGAAUCUUUUUUUCCUUCUAAAAACCAAGCCAUAGUGAUGAUAACAUUUAUGUUUACAUUUUGGGCUUCAUAUGUUUGGGUAGGGAAGCUACAUGCACUAGGUCUGCAUCAUUGUUUUAUGACAUUAUGGUUCUACCACUGUGAAUUGUUGAGGCAUUCACAUCACCAAGAAUUCAGGGUUUGUUUCCUCAUUUCUAACGUGCUGUGGAGUCAUGUAUAGAAGGAAAGACAAGGGUUUAUUUGGCAAACAAAAGGAGGUGGUUUCCCUUUCUGUUGUUGGUGUGUAGUUGUUGGGGUCCUAGAGCCCGAGGGUUCCACUUUAUAGAUCAGAGAGCAUUUGAAUUUUAGUUACUACUGAAGUGUACAGUGGGACAGUAGCAGGACUUGGAAAAGGGACGUCAACAAAUAAUGGGCCAUACUGUAUUACUGAAUUCCUGAUGCCUCUUUUCUUCUCUUGCUCUAGUCUCACAUGACUAACUUGAUAAAGCAAAACUACACCAACUUUGUCAAGAUUGCAAAAGGUUGGAGUAUUCAUCUUUUACAUCUCAUCAUGGUCAUUUGGGUUUUUUGAAGGAAGAAAUCAGUAAACUUAGAUUUGGAGAUAGAGACUUGAAUAAAUGCAAGUUGUUCAAAGACAUAAUUCACUGAUUAGAAAGUUGGUGUUUCAGUUACAGAAUUUUAAGAAUGACAUUAUGAGUAUUCCUUUCCUUUUGCCUGUAUAUUUCAUGGAGUCUUAGAAAGCCAACAAAUACAAAAAGAGAAUAAGAGAUGGCAUGUAGAUAGUAUAAUGGAUUCCGUUUUCAGGGUAUCUGCUUAGUUAGUUUAAUAUUACUAAAAUACCCAUAACACUAAUAUGCUGUUUGUAUUCAACAAAAAAAAUCACUAAUUUCACAUGAACUUUUAAAAAAUUAUAAUUACAAAAUGCCAGAGUACUCUAACAAAAUUGUUGUUUUAAACUUGCUAAUUUAGUAAACUUAAUUUUUAUGGUCUUUUUUUUAGUAGAUUUCAAAUAUCACUAAUUAUAUUAGUCAUAGCUAAGUCUAAUAGGAAUAUUCAGUUAUUUAAGAUGAAUAAAAAUGUACUGUUAGAAUGCUUUUAAAACAGUAUCAUUUUCAUUUGGAUGCUUUCAAAGCCAACUGAAGUAUGCUAAUUAGUAUCCAACUUUGCUUAGCAGGUUAAGGAUUUGGUUUCUACAAACUUUAGGUUGAAUAAAUUGUGUCUGCUUGAGGGUGAAUAUGCCUGUAACAUCUAAGGCCAAACUUACAAGUAAUUAACAAAACUAGAUUUUCUCCCCAAAUGUGUUUGAGAAAAAAUUUGAAAAAAUUAUAAUUAGUAUUAGAGGAAGAAUUUUUCAUAGCCCUCCCCCCUUUCCUCCCCAACCUAUUACCAAUUUAUAAUGGCUAAAAUUUGAUUUUCUUUUUUAAACAGUAUAUAAAGUCCAAUGAUAGCCUUGACUAAAUUUGUAAACCAUAAUUUUAGCCACCAGUAGCCACUUUUUAAUUAUACUUUCCUCCCCAAACUAACUGAAGGACUUUGCAACUCCCUAAUCAAAGCACUCCACAGUUCAGCAUAAUUCAACUUGAAUCCCUCAGGGUGGGAGGGAUAUUGUGAAAAAGCAUGUUCAAUGCCAAAGUCAAGGUAGUUUUUUUCUAUGCCUAUAUGAAAUGUCUAAACUGCUGAGUUAUCUGAAGAGUGAAAUACAGUUAGCUAUGUGAUCAGUUAAUCCAUUUAGUAAUAUCACCCUAUUGUUUGAAGUUCAUUUUUAAUUUGAAUAGUCUUUUGGCACCAUGGAAUACUUUGGUUAAGUAACAAAUAAGACAUGGAAACUGGUACUUAAUGCUUUGGGGGAACCAAUGCCAACUCACACUGAAAUAAGCAUGUUUUCCUUUUGAGAGUCAUACCCAAAUGUCUCCCUACUCCACAAAGAAACUAGUGUUACUUGAAGGUGUGUGAGUCCAUGAGGCAGCCGUACCUUGAAGCACAGUAUUGUAAAUAAGUAAAUAUUGUCUUGACUCAAAAUUUAAAUCCAGAUUUCAUUAAUAUAUUAUUUUAUAUCUUUGUUGUAUCAAAACAUAUAAAAGAACUAAAAAUAAAACAUUUGAAAGCAA